CAAGUUAUAUUGCGCAUGUUCAGGCUCACUGUGAAACUAACCAAUCGUUUGUGAGCAACAGCACAGUUAUAUUUGCAUAAAGCGGAUAUAAAAUGGCUGCUCUGUGCGCUGAACUUUAUUCGUUUGAGAAACUUAAACGUUUAAUCAUGCCUGAUCCAGUGAAAGCGCCCAAGAAGGGCUCUAAGAAAGCCGUCUCUAAGAGCGUGUCUAAGACCGGCAAGAAGAAGAGAAAGACCAGGAAGGAGAGCUACGCCAUCUACGUGUACAAGGUGUUGAAGCAGGUCCACCCUGACACCGGUAUCUCCUCCAAGGCCAUGAGCAUCAUGAACUCGUUCGUCAGCGACAUCUUUGAGCGGAUCGCCGGUGAGUCCUCUCGUCUUGCUCACUACAACAAGCGCUCCACUAUCACCUCCAGGGAGAUCCAGACCGCCGUCCGACUCCUGCUGCCCGGUGAGCUGGCCAAGCACGCCGUGUCUGAGGGAACCAAGGCCGUCACCAAGUACACCAGCUCCAAGUAAACUAUCAACUGUUUACUGGAAACACAAAGGUCCUUUUCAGGGCCACACACUUGCAACUAAGAGCUGUAUUCCUUAAAUGUCAAACGUUUCUAUUUUGAUAAUUUAAUUCACAAAGUUUAUAUUCUUUAAUGUUUUGUAUGUAACAGGUCUGGACAAUACUAGGAGUUUUGUAAUCUAUCCGAUACCAAAUAAAGUACAGGCGUAGUAUCGCUGGUACUUUUUCUUGAAAUGUCGUGAUCAAUGGGGAAAAACUAAUUUUCCAUUUAGUUAGACAUGCAAGUAUUUAGGCACAUCUUUUAAAAUUAUAAAAGUGAAAUAAUUCAAAGGUUUUAGGGGAAAACCGUAAUUGGUGCAAAAAUAAGAAAGUAACAUUAAAUGAGCGGGGAUGGGGAAGCUCCUAACCAACACUGACUUGGAGGGCAGCUGAGUUCUGAUGAGUAAUUUGCUCGACAAAAGUAUCGAGGCCAUCGCGCUAUUAUCGAUCCGAUACUGGCCAUGGUAUCGAUACUAUCGAUAUUUACAUCGAAAUUCCCACCAUUUAAUGAUAUUUGGUGAAAAUGUUUUGAUUUGUGAUCAUGUUUGUUGGGAAUAUAUAAAAUAAUGACAACGCUCCUGACAGAAAUAACAAACCCUAACAAGGGUUGUCACUCCAAAUCAAUGGUUUCACUACAUUUCAGAUGUAGUAAAUUAGGAUAUUGAUAAAACACAUCCUGUAAAUAAAUAGUUUACACAUUGUAAGUAAAUAUGACCGCAUAACCCCCAUCCUUUACUCAAUGCACUGAUUCCCUUUCCCACUCAAAUUAUAAA
Mugil cephalus (flathead mullet) is the source of this 1325-nucleotide messenger RNA. Its product is annotated as histone H2B 1/2-like. Gene Ontology annotation, molecular function: structural constituent of chromatin; DNA binding; protein heterodimerization activity. The transcript has a single exon. Gene Ontology annotation, cellular component: nucleosome. The record is from RefSeq and is a predicted model, not a curated record. Lineage: Eukaryota; Metazoa; Chordata; Actinopteri; Mugiliformes; Mugilidae. The coding region runs from base 93 to 518 and encodes 141 amino acids.